Gastrolobium bilobum is the source of this 600-nucleotide messenger RNA. RefSeq names its product heat stress transcription factor A-2c-like. The transcript has 2 exons. The record is from RefSeq and is a predicted model, not a curated record. NCBI's taxonomy places the organism in Eukaryota, Viridiplantae, Streptophyta, Magnoliopsida, Fabales, Fabaceae. Gene Ontology annotation, biological process: regulation of transcription by RNA polymerase II. Bases 1 to 600 code for a protein of 199 amino acids. Gene Ontology annotation, molecular function: DNA-binding transcription factor activity; RNA polymerase II cis-regulatory region sequence-specific DNA binding. Gene Ontology annotation, cellular component: nucleus.
AUGGCUGAUACUGUGUUGGAACUAAACCUUGGUUUAGGGCAGUCUCCAAGGCCACGAUGCCCCGCACCGUUUCUUUUGAAAACUUACGAUUUGUUGGAAGAAAGUGAGGUGAAUGGUGAAGCUGAAGAUCAUAGCACCAAAAUAGUGUCAUGGAAUGCAGAAGGAAAUGGUUUUGUUGUGUGGUCUCCUGCUGAAUUCUCAGAGCUCACCUUGCCAAGAUUUUUCAAGCACAACAACUUCUCUAGCUUCAUUCGCCAAUUGAAUACAUAUGGAUUUAAGAAAAUAUCAUCUAAGAGAUGGGAAUUCAAGCAUGAGAAAUUUCAGAGGGGCUGCAAGCAUAUGCUAGUUGAAAUCACGAGGAAAAAGUGCGAGCCAAGUGUCUUUCCUUCAUACCUCAAGUCUUCUUCAGAGGAAAAUGCAGUGACUUCCAUGGAAGAAAAUAAUCAUCAACUACUUAUGGAGGAGAACAUGAACCUAAAGAAGGAGAGAUUGGAGCUGCAAAUGCAGAUAGCCGAAUGCAAAGCAUUGGAAAUGAAAUUGUUGGAGUGUCUCUCUCAAUUUAUGGAUAACCACCAAAAUAAAGUUAGGAGACUCUGUUAA